AUGGAAUCGGUUGGCGGUGGAGGCGGUGAUAUGUUUGAUCUUUUCGAUUUGGAUAACGAUAACGAUAUCGAUUUCGAAACUGCUUACAAGAUGAUUAGUAAUUUUGAUGACGUUGCAUCAAGUGGUGAACAUGAUGAGUUACUGCCGAGGCUGGGAUUUGGGGAUUUGACAGAUGUUGAAACGCAAUUUGGACUGAACAACAACAGGGAAGACCAGGACGAACAACAACAGCAUCACCAGCAGCACGAACAGUGGUCUCUGCAGCCGCAUCACGAACAAUGGCCUCUACAGUUGCACCCACAACCAUCACAUGCACAACAGCUGCAGAAUUAUCAAGACUUUCCUCUCAAACAGCAGCGUCAACAGCAGCAAUCAGAUUCGCUGGAACGGAAUGCAGAAACUGUGAAUGGCGGUGAGUUUGCACAGCACGAAACUGGUACAAGGGAUGAUAGACCUCAGUUACUGAGUGCAUAUGAAUCAAAUGCAAUUGAGCAUUUCUUAGAUAGUCUAAUAUCACAUAACCACGCAAGGGAAAAAGAGGAACAAGAGUCGUUAAAGAGGGAUUUGCCGGCAAUUAGUACAGCAUAUAGACCACCAACGGUGGAGAUACCUGAAAUUACAAUUGGGGAUUCUGAUAUACCAGCUGAAAUACGAAAUGAUCCAAGCAAAGUGAAAAAAUGGAAACAUGUUGAAAUUGAAAGGAUUCGACGAAACCAAAUUAAAAAGACAUUUGAUGAGUUAAUUGGUAUGACUAGAUAUCCAAGAGGAAGUGGUAAUAACAAGAUUGUUAAGCCUAAAGGUGAUAAAAGGGUACCCAAGCAUACUUUAUUAAGUUACGUCGUCGAGGAUAUUAGGUCAAUCAUACAAGCAAAUGAAAAGUUGGAAACUAUGUUAAGAGACAUAACCAAUAUUAAAAAAGAAGACGUUAGUAUCUAA
Molecule: messenger RNA, 936 nt
Organism: Zygosaccharomyces rouxii
Lineage: Eukaryota; Fungi; Ascomycota; Saccharomycetes; Saccharomycetales; Saccharomycetaceae
Gene: INO2
Product: Ino2p
Exons: 1
Coding region: 1-936 (311 amino acids)
Molecular function (GO): protein dimerization activity
Source: RefSeq, a predicted model, not a curated record